Molecule: messenger RNA, 531 nt
Organism: Psylliodes chrysocephalus
Lineage: Eukaryota; Metazoa; Arthropoda; Insecta; Coleoptera; Chrysomelidae
Source: the annotation of a GenBank genome assembly
AUGUUAAAGAAUAGGUAUAUUUUAUUCAAAAUUAUUAAUUGCAUUAGGUUUUGUGGAGCUUUUGAACUGGCUCUUUGGGGACAUGAUGAGAGCGAUUCUUCCGAGAAUCCAAGGAUAUUUCGUAAACUCAUAAAUUUCUCGGCUGAAUUAGAUGCAACUCUAAGUGACCACCAAAAAAAUUCUUCGGUAUUUAAAGGCACCUUUAAAGAAAUACAGAACGAUCUGUUACAGUGUAUGCUCGAUGUCUGUCAUGAACAAAUAAUUGAGGAAAUAAAUAAUUCUCCAUUUUUGACGAUCAUGGCAGACGAAACAAUGGAUUUUGCUGCAAAAACUCAACUGGUAGUUAAAUUUUUAGAUAUGUUAGCAAUGGUGAGUGAAAAAUGUGAUGCAGAAACACUUAGUAAAACAAUUUUAACUGUUAUAGAUCCUUUAAUUCAAAAUUCACCGAACAAAUUGAUUGCACAAAGUUUUGAUGGAGCCGCUGUGAUAAGCGUCCAACACGCAGGAGUUCGAGCACUAAUUAAAAAGUAA